Molecule: messenger RNA, 1056 nt
Organism: Dentiscutata erythropus
Lineage: Eukaryota; Fungi; Glomeromycota; Glomeromycetes; Diversisporales; Gigasporaceae
Source: the annotation of a GenBank genome assembly
AUGCGAUUAAAGGCGGCAUUGGUACUUGAAGAAUCAGAAGAAGAUCUUCGAACAACCCUUUUUAUAGAAACAAAUAAUAAGAAGUUCGUUUUGUGUAAUUUGAUUUCUGGAGUGCAUGAGCAACAAAAUUUAAAUGUUACUUUAUUGAAAGGAGAGGAUGUUAAAUUAUAUUCUGUGGGACACAACAAGAUACAUUUGACGGGAAAUUAUAUAAAAAUAAUCGAUCAUGAUUCAGAAAGCAAACCUGAAGAAAUUUCUUCUUCAAUAACAUGUAAGCCGAAUGGUGACAUGAACGUGAAGAAAAUGCUCAAUAUUGAUGACGAAUCGUCCGAAUCAUCGUCAUUCGAGAGUAAAGAUGCAAUAGCCAACACAGAAGAUGACUCAGAUGAAGAUUUAAGCGAGGGAGAUAUUUUCUCGGAUCAAGUAAUCAUCAAAAAAGAAAUUAAAGAUGAAAAUGGUAAACAUCAUAAAAGAACAAAUGAUGAUAAUAAAGAUAAACAAAAUGUACGUGCAGCAAAAAAACAAAAGACUGAAAAUGUGUCGAAUGAACCUAAGAGCGCAAAUGUGUCGAUUGAACUCAAGAGCGCAGAUGUGUCGACUGAACCCAAGAGCGCAGAUGUGUCGACUGAACCCAAGAGCGCAGAUGUUAAAACCGAAACUUUAACAAAAAAUAGCUUAGAAUCUGAAAAACUAAAGACUGAAGACGGCAAUAAAAAUGCGGAACCGAGAAAUAAAGACCUAAUGGACUCUGAUUCUAAAGAGAAGAAGGAAAGUAUCACAACUCCUGAAGGUGUUUUAAUCGAAGACCUCUCAUUAGGUAGAGGAAAGAUGGCAAAACCUGGCAAGCAGGUUCAAGUCCGAUACAUCGGAAAACUUUUGAAUGGCAAAGUUUUUGAUAAAAAUGUUAGUGGGAAGCCAUUCCACUUUACCUUAGGUAAAGGAGAAGUUAUUAAAGGUUGGGAAAUAGGAAUUUCUGGUAUGCGAAUUGGUGGUGAACGUAAAUUAACAAUUCCACCGCAACAAGCUUAUGGCAAUGCGGGAAGUCCACCAGGUUAG